Hippocampus zosterae (dwarf seahorse) is the source of this 2773-nucleotide messenger RNA. It is a transcript of the gene bloc1s2, whose product is annotated as biogenesis of lysosomal organelles complex-1, subunit 2. The record is from RefSeq and is a predicted model, not a curated record. Gene Ontology annotation, cellular component: BORC complex; BLOC-1 complex; gamma-tubulin complex. The coding region runs from base 54 to 824 and encodes 256 amino acids. Lineage: Eukaryota; Metazoa; Chordata; Actinopteri; Syngnathiformes; Syngnathidae. The transcript is spliced from 7 exons. Gene Ontology annotation, biological process: lysosome localization; endosomal transport. Gene Ontology annotation, molecular function: gamma-tubulin binding.
UUUGAUAUAGACGUCCGUGAGAGAAGGGCGCUGGUAGUCAAAACAGACACAAAAUGGCUGCCGUUGGAGACGACGCUGCUGCUAUGGACAGCAUUUCCAGGGCGCCCGGGGCCCACCCCGCGCCUUCGAACGCCGCUGCGGAUUCAAUGAGUCACGGGGAAAACGACGAGAACGUGACGGAAGCACCGGUGCCCGUGGUUAAAAAACUCAACACGAACAACGAUGGCGGUGUGGAAACGGCAGAAGAAGCUGUGGAGCCUGCUGAGCCUGACAUCAACGUGUUGUGUACUGACAUGUUUGAAAAGAUGGCCAUCUUUCUUCAAGGAGAACUCACAGCCACUUGCGAAGAUUAUCGUCUGUUAGAGAACAUGAACAAGCUGACGAGUCUGAAAUACAUGGAAAUGAAAGACAUCAGCAUCAACAUCAGUCGAAACUUGCAGGAUCUCAACAAUAAAUAUGCUAGCCUUCAGCCCUACCUAGAUCAAAUCAAUCAGAUUGAGGAGCAAGUGUCUUCGCUGGAACAAGCUGCAUAUAAACUGGACGCGUAUUCCAAAAAACUAGGUUGUUGGCUGGAUAUUAGAAGCCUCACACUCCCUCCCAGCCACUUGCCUCAAAUGAGUGUGAAGCGGACCCCAGUGGGUAACUUGAGGAACAAGGAAAAUCUGGAAAAACCUGAGCAGACACGAGAAGGAAGCCGUCAGCCGUCAGGAGGAGGAAGGAGGAAGGGCGGAGGAAGAGGAAGCUGCCAGUUACCCGGCCAUCAAACGGCGUUGCAGUGCCAGGAAGCGCCGUCCCCGAUAGCCUCCCUUGCUGUGGAGUUGUGACCCUCUGGUCAAUGUGCAAAAUCUCUUCGCUGUAAAGCAUCCCUGGGCCCAAAAUUUAAGAAACCCUGCUCUACAUGACCGUUACGUUCCUUUUAAAGCGGUCCUUGUGUCUUUCAUCACCAAAUAGCCGCAACUAAACGCAGUCUUAUGCCAUCUGCCGUUUUUGUUUCCACUGUUGUUGUGUUUCAUGCGACGCACAUGCACACACAACGCCACCCCCCUCACCCCACGUUCAAACAUUCUCCAGAGCUUUGGGCCUGUCAACGAUUUGUGUGAUGUGGUGUUCAGCAGGACGAACGUGCUCUCCGGGGCUCGUGGCUUUGGUUCAAAGUGUGCGGGCUUUCCCCGGGCGCUAAUUUUCUGGGAUUUUUGUUUUGUUUGUGUCGCACAGUCGUUUGCCUAGCGAUGAAUCAAUUUUUAAAGUGACAGCAGCACAGUCUAUCAAACGGGAUCAUAGCGCACGACGGAGUGAGCGCGUCUUAUCCCAGUCCGCCGCGUCUUCUUCUGUAGACUUGAUGCCGUCAAAAUUGCAGUGGGGGAAAAAAAAAACCUUUUGCCAAAAAUGCAUCCCAAGUGCUUUCAAUUACCUCAGUGCAGGGAUGUUCCGAAAUGGAAUAUUUAUAGAGCUCAUAAAAUGAGGAGAGCAGAUAAAAAUAUGUCCUUGGGCUUGUCGUAAACGUCAGAUGGUUGUCAUUGCUGUUUUGAUGACUAAUCCAUGCCAAUUUUUUUUUUAACCAGGUCUGACAUAAGGUGGAAGAUUCCAAAUAUCCAUACGUCUUUCGCAUUGGUCAUUUGCCGCUUUUGUUACCAUUCGUCCAUGAGCCGAGAAACCCGCUGACAUUUUUUAUUAUUAUUGUUUUUUAAGCACAGCAUCCAUAAAAACACCAGAGCUCGCAGAUGUCAAAUUUUGGCGUGUUUCUUUGUGGUCAGGCACAUUGUCAGCCAUCCAUUUUCUGAACCGGUCUUUUUCAAAUUUUAGAAUCAAAGCAAGUCAUCGUCAUUGAGUUUUUCAUGAUUACGCCAAUAUUUUAUUUAUUUAUUUAUUUAUUUUAGAAUAUUACCCUGAAGUUACCAAAGGUAGCAGAUGCCAAGUAUCAGAAUCAGCUCUUUUUAUUUUAAUUAUUUAUCAAUUAAUUUAUUUAUUUAAGGAGUCAAGGUAAGUUAUCGAAUCCCACGGACAUUUUACCAUUGUUGUUGUUGUUGUUGUUGUUUUUUUUUUUAAUGUAGCGACCUGAGGCCAACUUUGUUCUCGGUCUUUCUUGUCAUUGUUAUUAUUUGACGAUUAUAAAUUAUGUAUGUAUAAACAUUUGAACCUAUGGAAAAAAAAUAUAUACCUGCGUGCACUUUUAAAGCAGUAGCUUCAGCAAUAAUCAAGGACGGCUCUACGGGUAAAUGGUGAAAUGUGUUUUGGGGUUAGAUAAUAGAGUAUCCAUUAAAAAAAAGACAAAUGCAAAUUAAUUUAAAAGGACAUUUUAAAAAAUGAAAGAACUAAUUUUGUUUUUGCAAGGAUGCCGGCUACUCGUGCGAAUUCUUCCAUGUGUUAAUCAACAUGACCUUGGUAGCGUGUGUUUCAUUCAUUUCCUGGUUGAGUCAGGAGCACAUUCAUUCGUUCCCCAGUGAGCCAGGCGUUCCAGCCAAUGUUGGCCGUGUUCAAAGAGCGCACCGCAAUCAUACUCAUUCUCAUUACUGAAAUUGUUCAAACAUGUGCUUUUCAUCUCCCACAACAAAGGAAAUGCCGAGUUAGAGACGGGAAAAAGUGAACGUGACUUCCCCUUUCUACUUUCCCGUUUCUUUCUCACAACUAACGUUGAUUGUCAAAGUGACGAGCGUCACUGCUCAAUAAACCAUUUGCAUUUUUGGUCCCGUAUGAAUCACCGUCAUGUUCGUACGUCAUUGUCUUCAAUUAUGAAAUUCCGACUUGAACCCUUUCAUGCACCCUGCAACCUAAU